UUGUGAAGGAACCACGUCGUGGACCUUCCUAUAAAAAUGAUCUUUUAUCUCAACCAUGCUGAAUCGAUCUUUUCCAUUAGACAUCUAGCUUCCAAUUCCUCUGAGAAGAAGAAGAAGAAGAGAUGAUGAAGAGGAAGCAUCUAUCCACCAUUGCCAACGACGUUCUUCAAAAAUGUUCACAGAUUCUAGACAUCUCUGUAGAUGGCCUUGUGGAAGAUUUUGAGGCAGGGUGGAAGGCUGAAGGACAUGGUUAUUCCAGGAAACUGGUGGAGUUCUGCAGCUCAAAGGCUCUUAGUAACAUCUGUUGUAACAUAGAAGAUAAAAUUGCCGAUGGGUCAUUUAGCCGAAUCACCUUUGAUAUGAUGCUUGCUUGGGAGAGACCCAGCUUAGAAGAUGAAGAGUCAUAUUCGGAGAGUGUGGCUAAGCAGAAAGAAGAGAAUAAUAUACCUCCAAAAGGACGUGAAGAACAUGAUGAUAUCCCUCUUUUCUACUCUGACAUCAUGCCACUACUUGUUAGUGAAGAUCCAAGCAUUGGGGAAGAUGCUUUUGUGUGGAUGGGAUCCUUGGCUCCUUUACCUGCAGACAUUGUGAAUGGCCAAUUCACUUUUGAAGCAUUAACAGCAACAACUGCCAACCGGCUUCACUUCCCUGCUUAUGACAGAUAUAUUAAAGAAAUUGACAAAUGCAUCAAGUACUUGCAAAAACAAGCAACACCAACUGGCAUGGAGUUUGCAGAUGAUGAAUUUGUAUUGCACAUGGAGGGAACUGCAGGAUCACAGAGGGUUGUGCGCCACAUUGGAGGAACAAGUUGGCCUGGUAGACUCAUACUAACGAAUUACGCUCUUUAUUUUGAGGCAUCGGGAGUAAUAUCAUAUGAGGAUGCAAUUAAAAUUGACCUUUCGAAGAAUGCUGAUCACAGUGUGCAACCCUCUUCCACUGGCCCUUGGGGAGCUCCAAUUUUUGACAAGGCCAUAAUUUAUGAAUCAUCCCAACUAUCAGAGGCUGUAGUGCUCGAAUUCCCAGAGAUGACAAGCUCCACACGACGUGAUCAUUGGCUUGCUUUAAUAAAGGAAGUAAUCUUGCUGCACCAGUUCUUGUUAAAAUUCAAGGUUGAAUCCACAAUACAGGCAUGGGAGAUGCAUGCAAGAACAAUACUAGGGAUUGUUAGGCUCCAUGCAGCUAGAGAGAUGCUAAGAAUUUUUCCCCCAGUUCCCACCAACUUUUUAAUCUUUGCCUUGUUUGAGGAGUUGCCUAAGGGGGACUACGUGUUGGAAGAGGUUGCCAAUGGUUUGAAGCAGGUUAGUAGCAUUAACCCAUGCAGUGCAGGCUCUAUCCUCUGUAGUUUAAACAUGUCCCACCCAAGUAUGUCAAACAUAAGAGUAAAUGAAGAGAUUGAGGAAAGUAUAGCAGGUGGCCAAGCUGACAAUCUCUUAUCAUUGGAGACUAAGAUUAAUAAAGUAAGGGAGGAAGCAAAGGAGGUUGGUAUUGCCAAGGCAACUGUUGAUGGAUUGAAAGAGGAAGGGAUUAGCGAUAACAUCCUUGUUCUAAUGGAGCUAAUAAGUCCAUUUAAGACUGUGUUACCAUGGUGUCAAAGAGUCAUUUCGUGGGAGAAGCCUUCAUUCACCGUUUUUGUACUUUCCAUGACUGUUAUAAUCAUCUACAAGGAGUGGAUAGGCAAAAUGCUGGCAGUAUUCUUAGUGUGGGCAGUCGGAAAAAUUCUCAAGGCAAGACAUGAUAGGACAGGGGAGAAAUUUACUGAGGUCAUUGUCUCCAAUUCUUCUGAUCAGACAACCGUGGAGAGCAUUGUAUCUGCACAACAUCAAUUGUUAAGUGUCUAUUCAAUGCUACAAACUGCAAAUAUCACAAUAUUGAAAAUUCAGUCCAUAUUGCUUUCAAAAGCACCUAAGCACACAGAUCAGGUAAUGGUAGUGAUGAUUGGAUUGGCAAUGUUGUUAGCAGUAAUCCCGUUCAAGUUUGUCAUCAUAGCCACCACAUUGUAUUACUUUGUGAUGUCUUCAGAGAUUGGGAAAUAUAUGGAAAAUGAGCAUAGCAACAGACGAAUGAGGGAGUGGUGGAACUCAGUUCCAAUUGUUCCCGUUCGAGUUGUAGAGAAAACUCCAUAAUCUGUUUGAAGUACUACUGUCUUGUUUGGUCGUCUUUUCCGACGGCUUCUGCUUGGUUACAAUAUAAUAUGGGACAAUGUGGACGACAGAGUGCUGAUGGAUGUACUAUAUAUACUUCCUUAGACUGUUCUAAAGAAUAUAUCAGAAAGCUUUGCAUGCAAGAAGCAAGAAUAUACCUGGUCAUGAAGUAAUUUUAUAUUGGUUUACACCAUGUUUUGUCCUGCUUAUUCAAUUGUUCUUCCUGGAUUUACAGUACUUUUCUGGACUGCGAAUUUGGU
Messenger RNA from Nelumbo nucifera (sacred lotus), 2401 nucleotides. RefSeq names its product ArgH (DUF639). NCBI's taxonomy places the organism in Eukaryota, Viridiplantae, Streptophyta, Magnoliopsida, Proteales, Nelumbonaceae. The record is from RefSeq and is a predicted model, not a curated record.